Molecule: messenger RNA, 2337 nt
Organism: Paramacrobiotus metropolitanus
Lineage: Eukaryota; Metazoa; Tardigrada; Eutardigrada; Parachela; Macrobiotidae
Product: acidic mammalian chitinase-like
Exons: 2
Coding region: 286-2199 (637 amino acids)
Biological process (GO): carbohydrate metabolic process
Molecular function (GO): hydrolase activity, hydrolyzing O-glycosyl compounds; chitin binding
Source: RefSeq, a predicted model, not a curated record
UGUUGUUGUCUACACUGUUAAACUAUAACUAUAAUAUAGUUGAUUAACAACAUCACCCAGCUGUUUACCGUUAACAGCUCAAUACGUUGGUAAAUGCAUGUAAUGAUACUUACUCGUAUUAUAAGUGCGAAAGUUUUUCACUGCGGUAGCGCGCAGCAGAUAUUCUGACUCGAAUCUAAUAUCAGAAUUUAUUUCUGUAUGCCAAAGCGUAUAUGUGUUUGUAUUGCAUUAACAUUUGGAGAUCUUUGGAUAUACUGUAUUUUUAUUAUCUAAUGUGAAGAGGAUAUGCAGUUAAUUACAAUUUGGUAUUUUAUGUUCUGCGGCACGUUCGGCAUUUUUCGCCAAACAGCAAAUGCAGCAGCAGGCACCAAAGGCCAGAUGAUUGUAAAACAGAGUGGCUUAUCUGUCGGAAAAUGCGGCUUUCGUGUUGUUGGCUACUACACAUCUUUUGGCGGGAAGAAAGUGGCCCAAGAAAUGCUGUCACGGUUAACUCAUGUCAAUUACGCAUUCCCGGACAUGGGACCGAAUGGCUCGCUGUCAAUGGAUGGUAAUUCGACCAAACGGCUACAACAUCUGAUCAAAAUGCGCGGAAACGAUGCCAGUCCGAAGAUUUUGUUGGCCAUUGGUGGACAGGGUAAGGCGGAACUGUUCGACACUGUUCUGCGCUCGGAUAGAGCCUUCGAUAACUUUACCGUCAAUCUGAAAAGGUUUGUCGAACAAUUUAAUUUGGACGGUGUGGAUAUUGAUUACGAACAUCCCGGAAAAAAGCCCGACGAUAAAACACUGUAUGUGCAGUUCAUGCGGCGCCUGAGGAAAAAGAUGGACUCGUGGAAAUUAUCGACUAAAAAAGCCAGAUUGCUCCUGACUUUUGCCGCGCCUGCCGGUUCGAAUGAUCUCCGUAAAGGUUACGACUUAAAGAACCUCCUCGAAGGCGACACAAUCGACUGGGUGAACGUCAUGGCGUACGAUUAUUACGGCCCAUGGGAUAAAGAAACCGGCCCACCGGCGCCGCUAUUCGCUGCCGCGCCGGCAAACUACUCCAAGAAACUCAACGUCCACUGGACGAUGGAGCAGUAUGCGUGCGCCAUUCCCGACGCCGGCAAAAUCGUUCUCGGUGUUCCCUUCUACGGCCGAUUCUGGUACAACGUCACCGAACAACCAGUGAACAACACCGACCCUAUGUGGCGCGUCUCCAGUAUCAAUCCACCGAAAGGCGGGGAAGUCGCUUACGCUGAUAUCCAGAAAAACUACCUCGAUAACGGAUUCGUUCCGGGUUACAACGCCAAAGCGCAAGCGCCGUUCGCGUGGAAUGCGAAAAAUCGCACGUAUCUCGGCUAUGAGACGCCGCAGAGUUUGGAGAAGAAAGUCGAGUACGCUCUUCAAGCCGGUUUCGGUGGACUAAUGAUCUGGGCGCUGGACCAGGACGACGCUAAUCUGACACUGCUGCACACAGUCACCCGCCACGACCUUUGCGCGCCACCGGCAUCCGAGCAGUCUCUAACGAUUCCUAAGUAUUACUGCCAGGAACCGCGGUGGUGGUCCAACACAUACGCAGCCAGUUACGGAACAUGCGGCACCAUGGCACCGCCGAUUAACGGAUAUUAUCCCGUGUGCGAUCCACGCGAUGAGCGCGCAUGUUGCAAUCGCUGGGGCUACUGCACGGCCGGACCAACAAACUGCAAAUGUCCAGAGUGCAACGAUUAUGCCGAGAAUCCCGAGAAGAUCUGGGAGAAGUCGGUUAAACCGAUCACGAAGGAAGUACUUUGGUUUACGCUGGAUCAGGGUCCGGGAUUGCUGGGGCGAUGUGGAUAUAAUGCACCGCGGUUGCUGAAUGGUGGCAUUCCCAUCUGCAAUCCGGAUGAUCCGCUGGGAUACUGCUGCUCCAGCCGCGGCGUGUGCGGGAAUGAGCCGCAGUCGUGUAAUUGUUCGGCCUGCGUCAAUUUCCGAAAAACGCCGAAUUUUCGAUUCAAGGAACAAAAGAAGAUAAAAGUCGAAAAAACCUGGUGGACGUGGGAUGAUUCACCGGAAUAUAACGGUCGAUGCGGACCGCAUGCGGCGAAAAUCAACGGAACCGUCGAAGCGACCUGUGAUCCGCAGAGUGCCAAUGCUUACUGUUGUAGCUCCCGGGGCUUUUGUGGGGCUGGAAAAGACUAUUGUACCUGUAAUGGUUGCACCGAUUACAGAGCAAUGUUUCUUUAAUGCCGGAAAUUUUUACUAAUAAUUUAUCCAUUUUACGCCUGUCAGCUGGGGAAUCGAAACCAUCGGUUACAUUAAAAACCAGAUUUAUUUAAUGCAAACAAUUUCAUCCAGACGAGACAUCAAUGUGAUUCUCGCACA